Molecule: messenger RNA, 1557 nt
Organism: Drosophila obscura
Lineage: Eukaryota; Metazoa; Arthropoda; Insecta; Diptera; Drosophilidae
Gene: TBCB
Product: tubulin-folding cofactor B
Exons: 4
Coding region: 144-851 (235 amino acids)
Biological process (GO): cytoplasmic microtubule organization; post-chaperonin tubulin folding pathway; tubulin complex assembly
Cellular component (GO): microtubule plus-end; cytoplasm; nucleus
Molecular function (GO): microtubule plus-end binding; alpha-tubulin binding
Source: RefSeq, a predicted model, not a curated record
AGUUCAUUUUGAAAACGCCGUGACUAAUUUGUUCCAGCUUGCGAAUUUUGGUUUAUUUUCAUUCUAAAUUCGUAUUUUCCAUUCCAAAAGCCUUGUGAUAUCAACUUUACGUCCCAACAGACCCUUUGUAAACGAUUCUUGAGAUGGCUGAUUACGUCAAAGUUAAUAUAUCCAACUCGCAUAAUGAUGCCGUUGCAUUCGAAGUAAAGCUCGCCAAAGACUUAACCAUCGCUGCCCUAAAGAGCAAGCUUGAAAUAUCGACAGGCGCGAGUGCUGGCACCAUGAAAGUGGAACUGUACAAAGGCGAUAAGCUUUUGGACACCCUGGAUAACAACGAUGCCCAGCUGGGAUACUAUGUCAACUGCGAUGGCCUUCGCCUCCACGUAAUUGAUACCUUCGCCAGCUUCUGCUUUGACGCCCCAGUUGAGAAAUUCGAGCUGAGCAAAGACCAGUACGACCAAAGAUCAGACUCCGUGCGGAAUUACCUGAAACAAAAUCGCCUGGGGAAGUACAACGAGGAGGAAAUGCAGCAGAUUGAGGAGAAGAAACGACAGCAAGCGGAAGAGCUGCAAAGGCAGGCCGAGCUGUGUGUCCUUGAUAAACGAUGCGAGGUGACUGUGCAGGGCAAUCCACGACGCCGUGGUACGGUCAAGUACAAUGGACCACUUGAGGGGAAAAGUGGUAUAUUCAUUGGAAUACAGUAUGAUGAACCACUGGGAAAGAAUAACGGAAGUGUCAAUGGAAAAGUAUACUUUGUGUGCCCUCCGAAUUAUGGCGGCUUCGUCUCACCGUUAUCCGUGACUGUGGGUGAUUUUCCACCAGAGGACUUCAACCUUGAUGAGGAACUCUGAACAUUUUUCCGAUUUAGCUUUUGAAUCUCGCAUCGCACAUCCCCACAUUAACUGAAAGACUUAACAAAACGUAUUUUAGUUAUGCCAUUUUAUAUUUAUUAAUUAAAACAUCUAUGUAUGUAUGUAUAUCAGAUAAUCUUACAACAUGAUUAUUUGUAAAUUCUAUAAUCGGCUUUAUCAUUUUUCUGAUUUAAUGGUGUUUUCAAACAAUUCACAUCUGUUUCUGUUUAUAUAAUUCGAAGUUCACCCUUUUGUAGACAAAAUAAAUACCAGAAGUAAGAGAACGUUCUAAAAUAUUGUGCAUAUGACAAUAGAACUGUCUGCAAAUUGUUAAAGAUCUCUUCUAGGUAGGGGAGCUUUCUACGUGAGGAUAUUUUCGGGCGUAUAUGUAUUAAGCUGCUUGCUUUAUAUGUAGGCAUAUUUAUGCUUGUAUUAUAUACUUAUGUGUGUGUUUGUGUAUGCAUGUAUGUAUUUUCUUUCUUAAUCCUAAUAUUUAUUCAUAAAUUGCAAUCAGCUGUCGUUUAACAACAAAUAUAUAAAACGUUGCAUGUAUUUACUCGAAGGUCUAGAAGUGUUUUAGAAAUGCGUCACAAUCAUGAUGGUUGCAAACUUUAAGUGUAACUAUGUUUUGGUAUUAAUAGACUGAUUUUGAGCCUCCACAUACUUGUCAAAUCAACUAAGAUAAAUGGUCGUCUUUUUCUACAUC